Felis catus (domestic cat) is the source of this 5310-nucleotide messenger RNA. RefSeq names its product ankyrin repeat domain 53 (gene ANKRD53). The record is from RefSeq and is a predicted model, not a curated record. Gene Ontology annotation, biological process: regulation of mitotic cytokinesis; regulation of mitotic spindle organization; mitotic metaphase chromosome alignment. Gene Ontology annotation, molecular function: protein binding. Bases 1141 to 2307 code for a protein of 388 amino acids. The transcript is spliced from 7 exons. Gene Ontology annotation, cellular component: spindle pole. NCBI's taxonomy places the organism in Eukaryota, Metazoa, Chordata, Mammalia, Carnivora, Felidae.
UAUUUGAAGUCAUACUAUUCAGUGCUUGUGAUGAUGGUUUAAGUAUUUGCUUUUAAUAAUAGCAAAUUCAUAGAUAGCUGGCCCAGUCUCACUGCUCCAAUUCCCUCCCUCCUUGUUUGGUAGGUAGUAUUAUUCCCAUUUUGCCAGUGCAGAAACUAAGACACAGAGGUCAAGUAACUCAUCCAAAGUCACACAGGUGAUGUGCAGUGAACCUGCUUGACUGCAGGUAGAAGUAUAAAUGAAGGGGGGCCUGCGAGUCUCAGUUGGUUAAGUGAUCUCGGCUCAGGUCUCUUGCAUGGGGGCUGGUGUGGGUUCCAGCCUGGGUCCGACUCUGUGCUGACAGCUUGGAGCCUGGAGCCUGCUUCAGAUUCUGUGUCUCCCUCUCCCUCUGCCCCUCCCCUGAUCAUGCUCAUGCACGCAUGCGCUCUCCCUCUCAAAAACAAAUAAACAUUAAAAAACAAAAAUGAAGUGUAAAUGAAUAUGAAACCUUGCUGGCGGGCAGUUUGGAAACACAUACCAACCCUUUAAGAAUGUUCAUUCCUUUUUACCUAGUAAUUCUACUUCCAGGAAUCCAUCCUAAGGAAACAACCAAGAUGAAUCAUUUUGUUUUCCAACGCACACGUGAAAUGAUAGCAUGUCCAUUAUGCUGUGUUGCGGUUGCGUCAUAAUGUACGUUUAGUACGUGGCAUGACAGUGGGGGCCAGUUCAUGAUAAAACACUAAACGAAAAGAAGUCCAAAAAAAUAUCUGUAUGAUAUGUACAUACGUAUCGUAACAGACUGUGGUUUCUGUGGGUGGUUGGAUUCUGAUUUUCUCGUCAUCUUUUUCUCUGUUUUUGCAAUCAGCACUUAUUAAUUUUAUAAUCAGAAACAAAACCUCUGUGUCUUCUGGUUUGUGUGUGGUUGAUGCUGUUUCCAAGGCGCGAAGGGCGGCGGGAAUCCCGCGGCAGGAUCUCCUGAAGACGGCCUGCCCGGCCGAGGUAGCCAGGGACGCUAACGUGUCUUCGCCGCCCGGGAGCCGGCGGUUACUAAGCCGCGAGGUGGCGCGGCUCCUCGGAGGAGCGGUGCUGCCCAGAGCGCAAGUUCGAACACCCUCGGGAGGGUGGCGCGGGCGGGGGCAGUCCCCGCAAACAAGUGUCGCCAUGCCGCCAGCGGAGAAAUUCUCCCACAAGGUCUCCUGGGGUGGUUCGUCGCCCAAGCAGCCCAGGGCUUCCGGCCCAGACCGGGACUCCGCUUUCUCACUCACCUCCUCGCUUCCAACCCUCCACUUGCGCUACAACUCUAACCCGGAUGAGUGGGACAAGAGGGCCAUAGGGAGCUACUACGAGUUGUACGCGGCGGCGCUGGGCAACCUGGAAUGGUUGCGGUUCUGUCUGAGUCGGCACCGUGAGGAAAUCCCGGCAGAUGACAAGGGUUUCACUGCCAUCCACUUCGCAGCCCAGAGUGGCAAGCUUGCAUGCCUGAAGGUCUUGGUAGAGGAGUACAAGUUUCCCGUGGACCUGCCCACCAACAAUGGCCAGACACCCCUGCACCUGGCCAUCCACAAGGACAACAAGACCAUGAUCCUCCCCUGCAUUCACUACCUGCUUAAGCAAGGGGCGGCCCUCAACACUCAGACAUGCAAUGGCUCCACACCCCUCCACCUGGCGGCCUGCCAGGGCCUGCUGAAAUGUGUGAAGGUCCUGGUGCAAAAUGGGGCCGAUGUCCAUGCUCGAGAUGCCAUGGGCUGCAAACCCAUCGACUACUGCAAAAUAUGGAAUCACCGCGACUGUGCCAGGUUCUUGAAGGAUGCCAUGUGGAAACGGGACAAGAAGGACUUUGCUUGUGAGAUGGGGAAAUUGAAGAUGCUCAAGGACCAGCUGGCCCUCAUGGAACAGGACUACCUGACUGAGUAUCAAAAAGAGCACCAAAUUCUGAGAGAAGCUAAUUUCAAGAAGUGGCUCCACUGCAAGCAGCUGCUCCGAGGCCAAUCCCUGAUCCGGACCGCCAAGCGAGAGCCUUGUACCCCACGCCAGGCUAUGGCCCUCUCCAAGGCCACCAAGUACCAGGGACUGAGGCCUCCCAAGAGCUUCUACCCCUCCCCAGAGGCGCGCCUGCGAGAGACACCGCGGCCCAAGCUGCAGCCCUUGAGGACACACACGCCCAUCUACAUGCAGCCCAUGGUCAGGCAGCCCAAGUCAUGGAAUGUUAGCAACAAUCCUGCCAGAUCACCCACCACCCAGAUCGGCUACACGCAGGGCAUCCGCCUGGGUGUGCAUCCAGACCCCAGCUCAGAGCAUGACUUCCGCAGCUUCCUCAAGUGCGCCUGACUGAGCUGGGCACAUGCGACCACCUCAACUGCCUCCCCAACUCUGCCCCCUCUCACCGCACGAAAGGAUGAAGUUAGGCGAGGUCAGCAUGAUGAAGGGGAAGGUCUGGAGGAGGCCAAAGUAGACGAGGUUGGUGAAGAGGCCCACGCCAAUCAUGAAGGUGGGGAAGCGUUCAAAAACGUAGAGGCCAAUCAGCACAGCCGUGGAAAACUGAAACAACCAGAGGUACACAGUGCAGGGAGCCUCUUCCAGGCAGCCUUCUUGGUCUCACUAACCCCCAGCCCACUCCGGGGAACACUAGGUUCAUAUGCUUCAGUCUCCUCCUGUUUCACAGUCACAGGUCUGGCCUCCCCAACUUGUCUCUCUGCUCCCAAAGGGCAGCGUCUUUUCACGCCAUUCUCAAAAAGUUGACAGCAACCCACCAUAAGGGAAAAGAAAACAGUUUAGAGAUCAAAGUUCAAAUUUCAAUUCUAGUCUUUUCUGUUUUCCUUAAAAUGCUGAUCAUGACCUACUGAAUUGAUUACACAACCCAAUAAUGAAUGACACCUGCAGUUUGAAAAAACACUGUUCUGAAAGACUUAUAGCUGUCAGCACUUAACAAAUGGCAGUUGGUGGAAUGAAGCUAUAAUUCCUAUAGCAACACCCACAAACCAGGCCCCUGAACCCAGAGCUGAGAGCUAUGGUCUUGUCUCCACUACUAACCCUCCACCCCAAGCCGUGCCCAGAGUGGCUGUUGACACCAGGUGACUUGAGCAGCACUGGGCUUCUCCCGUCCAAAUAUAUGCCCCAUCCCCGGCCCUUCCUGCAGCCGGCAGGAAUCUGACCGCGCCAGCAGGCACUCUGGUAGCUUUGACAUCAAUGGCAAGGAUUGUGUCCUCAGGAACAGAAGCCUUCCAUGAAAGCUCCGGAGGGCAGGGCUUGGGCAGGCUUCCCUCUCUUAGGACAAGCCACUUGACCCAGUCAGAAAGAGGGCAAUGAGUACUCUAACUCAAGUACUCAAAACUGUCCUUAGGUCCUUCUUAGUUCUAAAUGCCAUGAGCAGAGCAAGGGGCUACAGACAAUGGGAAACAACCAAGCAAAGGCCAGGCCGUGGUGCUGUCAACAGAGAUGGCACUCAGCUGUCACCUGAAGGAACUGAGUGAAGCAAUGCCACUUGGGGAAGGAGGUGAGGGAACACCUGUUCCAGACAGCACACUCAGGAGCCCAGGUGCAAGUCGAGGGGAUAGGGGUGGCACCCUCAGGAAACAGCAGGGACACAGGUCUCAUCAUCCAUGCCAAACUUUCCCCACUUCCUCCUUUGGAGGCAAAAGAGGGGAAAUCCUGGGAAAUCUGCCACUUACCCAGAUCAUGUAUUUUAUGAUCCUGCUGGUGGCCACUGUGUAUUCUUCUAUCAGUUCUGCCAAGUAAUAGAGUCCGGCAGCUGAGGGGGUUAAGAAGAGGAACAAGUGGGGAGAACAUUAGCCAGAGUCACUUCACCAUCCUGGUCGUUCCUCUCUCUGCAGCUGGUCCCCACUGACCCUUCUCGAACUCCAGCACGUAAGGAAAAACCAAACAUCCCAUGUGGUGUCCUCCCCUGACAAAGCAAAACUGUCAGGGCAACUAAGGAGACUUCAUAAAACUGAAUGGAAGCCUGUAUUUGACGCCUCAGCACAAUGCUAACCUCUGGUUCGUAAAGGACAAGUUCAUUCAUUCAUUCAAUAGUAUCUGUGGGCACCCGGCACGGGCCAGGUGCCGGGCUGAGUAAUGAGAGUACAGAAUAAGACAGACAAGGUCCCUUCCUUGACCCAGCGUGGGUAGGUGGGUAGUAGGCAAAGGAAUCAGAUGAUCCCAGUGUGAUAAGCCCUACUUCCGAGAAAGCAGAGGGCACCACCAAACCCCAUAAGGAGAGCUUCCUUGAGGAGAUGACAUCUCAGCUGGGACCAAGAGUAGGAACCAGCCGGAUGGAAAGAGAAAGCGUGUCAAACUCCGAGAGAGUAGGCAGUACAAAGGGCCGGAGGCGAAAGAGCGGCGAUAAGCCUGGAAAAGUUCAGCUCCGUAGGCCCGCGAGGGUGGGACCCGCAGCGGCUGGCAGUGCGCGAGCUCGGGCAAGGGGCAAUGGAGUUAGCCACUCCCAGGCAUUGCCGGGGUGCAUUUUGUGACACCGGGAAGGACCCGCGGUCCCGAGGGCUGCUGGGUUCAGCAAGAGAGGGCAAGACCUGACGGGACGAGGAAGGAGAGAGAUGCGAGGGCCCGGAGCACCGGACAGAAGUCCCCCGGGUGGCUCCGGCGACCCGUGAAGCGACCACCCUCGAGAUGCGAUCCCCGGCCAGCACAGAUGCCGGACGGGAGCCCGCGCGGAUCCGGGUCGCGCACUCUCACCAACGGCCAGCGUGAUGAAGGCCACCUGGAUGAAGAGCGACAGCCAGCUCAGCACGUACAUGAACCACAUGGCGCCCCCGCCCCACCCGCCCCCCGACCGCCAGGACGGGCCUGCGCGCUUCGGCUCCGGCGACACGGAGCCGCCGCCACCGUCGCCGCGUCCCCGCCCCGCGGACAGCGGGACGACCGUACGCCGCCGCCGAGAGAAGCCCGGUCGGGGCGUAGCCCCCUGCCGAAUCCGGCCUAGCGCCGCCUGCCGGCGCGGAGGACCAACAGCCGCGGCUGCGUACAGCACAGCUCUCGGGGAGCUGCAUCCCCGGGGCUGCACCGAGGGGACGGCCGGCAACGCACCGCCGGCGACGCAGCUCGCGGAGGCAGGACUGUCCCGGGGGGCGGGGAAGCGGCGCCUGCCGGAGGGACAGCCUUCGGUGGGCUCCCUGGGCUUUCCCGCUUCCAGCGUGGAGGGGUCCAGGGCGCGAGAGGGCCGCCUGACCACUCCCCAAACAAGCACCGACCAGAAACCUCUAGGCAGGUUUGCCUACAGCACUUUAUCUCGCUACCGCAGGUAACCGGGACACAAUUGUUGCAUGCCUAACGCGUGCCAGGCACUGUGAUUAAAGGCUACCCUGCAUUUUCGUAAUGGAA